Botrytis byssoidea is the source of this 1833-nucleotide messenger RNA. RefSeq lists its product as uncharacterized. Lineage: Eukaryota; Fungi; Ascomycota; Leotiomycetes; Helotiales; Sclerotiniaceae. The transcript has a single exon. The record is from RefSeq and is a predicted model, not a curated record. The coding region runs from base 1 to 1833 and encodes 610 amino acids.
AUGUCUGAAGCGGCCUUCUUUUAUAACACCACGGUCCAAAAGCCUGAUCGUUCCAAACCGCCAUCAGCACAUACAAAUAUCUCAGUACAUUCACAAGCACAACCCGUGAGACUAUUUUCCAAAGGCAGAUCCAGAUCCCAAUCCAAAUCCAAUUCACAGAGAAUUGAACUGUUAUCACAAUUAGAUUCCGACCAUCCAGUUCCACCACUAAAUCUACAACAAAUUCACUCCUCUCCUCCCACUCUUGUUAGAACGCCUACAUCUCGAGGCGAUAAUCAUAAGAAUAACGAUCCAUUUUCCGAGGUAUUGAUCAACACGAAGACUGCAACUAGCUUGACUUCGACUUCGGGUGUUGUGGGUGUGGGUAUGCUAUCAACCCCUUUAAUCGAUUACAAACACUCCGCAAAUCAAACCAACAAAGCCCGGGCCGCUUCAGAAGCGAAAGCAAAGCGCAAAUCAUCAUCAACUUCGGGUCAUUCUUCUCACAGCAUCAAAAAUGCAAGCGGAGUGGAACGGUAUGCCUCCACCAAUUCCGCCGUCCACCAGCAGAGAGGAGCUUCCGAUUCCGCAGGAAGAUCAAAUAGUAUUUCAAGUACCACUGGUUCGAGUUCCAUUUCGAAAAUAAAUUCAUUGGAGAGAGAUCGUGAUCGUGAUCGUGAUCCAUUUGGAUCAUCAUCACCAGAAGCUCUAAUGGCACAACCAUUUACGAAACGAAAUGGUCGCCGAUACCUACGAGAUCCUUCAUUGGCAUAUCCCCUACCAUGCGAUCUUCCAGAAAUUCAUCGGCAGACUUUACGAACCAUGUUAUUAUGUCAAGUUUUCAACGGUCCCACAUGUUCAUCAGCUUUCAACAAUCGUCCUCCCAAACGAGUACUCGAAAUUGCUUGCGGCACAGGCUUUUGGAGUGUAAUGUGCCAUAAACAUUUUUCGCACAAAGGCCAUUCUUCGAUACAAUUCACGGGUAUUGAUAUCGCACCGCUAGCUCCUCGUAUGGAUGCAGACGAUGAUAUGAAUUGGCGGUUUGUUCAGCACGACCUAAGGAAGACGCCUCUCCCUUUUCGCGACGAAGAAUUCUCCCUCAUUAUGGUCAAGGACUUUAGCAUGGCACAAUCUACAAAAGACAAUCCGCAACCUUUGAUGGAUGAAUAUCUACGAAUCUUAAAACCUGGAGGCGUAUUGGAAAUAUGGGACGGCGAUCAUACUAUUCGAAUGCUCUUAUCACACGCACCACCAGCUGCAAAGGACAAAGAUAAUUCUGUUCAGGCUCACAAACAAAUACACACUAAUGCAAUGGGUGCAUACACCAUAACACCACAAACACCGUUAGCAACACCACAAAAUCAAUAUCUCAUAGACUACAAUACAUGGAUAUCCAAGGCCCUCGACACUCGGGAUUUACCCACUAUGCCAUGUACCAGUAUUCGACCCAUGCUUCUCCAAGAAGCCGCAGUCCUCGAACAAAUCGAAAGUCGAAGGUUAGCAAUUCCCCUUGGUGAAGUACGUUGGGAACGUGAAGGAGUCGGUGGAUCUGCCACCUCCCUUAACGGACUUCAUGAAUCGAAAGGGAAAGCUAAAGAAAUUGAUCGUAAACACCUUACACCGGGACAAGCGGCUCUUCGCAGAACAGCAUUAAUGAGCAUUAUACAAAUGAUUGAGAGUUUAGAACCAUUACUGAAAGAAGCGAGUGGAAAAAGUAUGGAUGAAUGGGAUCGUUGGUGUGGGAAUUUGAUGACGGAUUUGUUGAAGAAUAAUGGAACAUCUUGGGGAGAAUGUUUGGAAGUCGGUGCUUGGUGGGCAAAGAAAAAGGAUCCAAAGUCUGAUUCGAAUACUUGA